CAGUCGAUGAGGAGGAGAGUGGGGGUUCCAAGGGACCUAUUCAUCACCAAGGGGGAAGGUAUACUUCAUUCAGUAGAGCCACCACUAUGAGUAGGGUAUGUUAGAGUAGAGUAGAAGACAUUCUCUGUAAAGGAAACAAGUGCUUGGUAUUAUUGGUCUAAAUUUAGAGGGUGAUAAAAACUGAAAUUGAUUUGUUAAUUAGAUGAAGCAGUCCUAUAUUAGCCAGGGUGGAAGUGUAGACAUGUUUGAUAGCUCUCAGUAUCCAUAUAACUGCUUCAACUAUGAUGGAGAUGGAUACCCCUCCUGCAGCACGGAUGAAGACAAGAAGAUGUGUCGACCUGCUUACAGUUACAUAGCAUUGAUAGCCAUGGCCAUCCAGCAGAGUCCAGAGCACCGGGUCACCUUGUCAGGGAUCUAUGAGUUCAUCAUGAAACGCUUUCCAUACUACAGGUCCAACCAGAGAGCAUGGCAAAACUCCAUACGACACAACCUCUCUCUCAACAGCUGCUUCAUUAAGGUUCCCCGUACGGAGGGAAACGAGAAGGGGAAAGGCAACUACUGGACGUUCGCCACGGGCUGUGAGUCCAUGCUCGACCUCUUCGAGAACGGCAACUUUCGGCGUCGCCGGCGCCGACGCAACAUGAAGAUGGGUUUCAGAGAGCCUGGGGAGCCUUUCCUCCCAGGAGACAAUAACAACAACAACAUCAACAACCAACACGGCGGCUCCGCCAGGCAGGCCGAUCCUAACCCUAACCCCAAACCGGACUCCCUCUGCCCCAUCAGCCCUGCCCACAGACCAGGUCACCACACCCCCCUCAACCCAAACCAGCAGGAGAAACCAGAACCGGAGAUUAAAUUCAGUAUUGACUACAUCCUCUCCACCCCCAACCCCCCUCAGCCGGGCUUCAGACCCCCACGUAGUGGUACAACAAGGGCCCCCAUAUAUGCUCUGGAGCCCCAACACCUGAACCUGCACUUCUGGACCCUGUGAGUGUCAUAGCCUUGCCGACAAAGAGAGAGACUUCAUUUGAAAGACUGGAUGGUUUUUCCUCCAUAUCUGAAUUAGGAAAUUAAAAGAUCCAAAGACUGCCUCCUUGUGCAAGGGGAGAUUUUAUUGACUUGUCCUGUAAAUAAAUAAUAUAGAGAGGUCCAGUAUUGUGCAGUGGAUCCUAGCUGAUUAUACUAAAUGUACAUGACUCUACCCUCAAAAUAAGCUUGUACAGUGUUCAUAGUCUUGUCCCAAGGCAUACAGGUUUACAUAAAGCUUUAUUAAUAAAGUAGGAUGUUCUGUUAUGAGAGUCUGUGAAAAUAAUUAUUCACCUAUAUUAUAUCUUAACUAUUUUAAGGACAGAAAGAAAUACACUGAGUAUGCUGACUGUAUGAGAAAGCUGAUAAAACUGUGAUAUCAUCAUCAUAAUAAUAAUAUAAUAUAAUAUGCCAUUUAGCAGACGCUUUUAUCCAAAGCGACUUACAGUCAUGCGUGCAUACAUUUUUUUUGUGUGUGUGUAUUAACCAGUAUCAAUAUUAAAAAGUAACAAUCUCAACAAUGGUUUUGGUUGGUGAAAGUGUCUAAGCAAUGAACAGGUUGAAGUGUACAUGUCACAGCUGGUGCUCAGUCCCUUCAAUCCUUGUUGUUGUGAUCGAAGGCAAUUAUCAUGGGGUUAAUCAACCCAGGCCCUCUCCAAACCUCCUAAUCUCUCCCUAUGACCUUUUCAAUUCCCUUGAGACUGACAUACUCCACAUUUAAUCCAGACACAUUAGAAUACAUUAUAUACAAAUACUGUAUGAAGGAGAUUAAAACAUGGGGUCUACUCUGCUAACAUUUAUUUCCCUGUUAGAAGGGAUAUCAAUCAUAGCAGGGGUUCUCUUGCUUGUUUGAAGGGACAAUUUUCAAUUUAACCUUUAUAUUAUGCCGUGACUGCAUCAUUCAGUACAGGAAGGGUUUCAACAGAACACAACAACACACUUAACAUGAGUGGCAUUUAAUAUAGCGUUACACUUGCAAGGUGAGACCUAGAUGUGACCCUAGUCAAAUACAAGAAGGGGGCCGUGCUGCAUAACAACACUGCCGCAACUCCCGCCCGCCCGGCCUGACGCAAUUAUAAUUAAACACACUGGCGUAUGCUUCCUUUCAAAUCCUGUGAUCGAUCAAUGAUAUUAACAUUCAUACCUGCUUGGCCCUCCAGCCAACGUCUAGCACCACCACUGUUAUGGAUCAGUAGGUUUCCAUUAACUAAACUGUUGAUGUAAGGUGGCGCUGUGGAUGUAUUUGGGUAAAUUAACUUAGCAUAAAGUGCUGCAAGGCUAGGUCUGGGUCUGCAUCGGUUUGUAUUGAGACACCAAAGAGAAAAUUCAAAUGCAGAAGAAAAGUACUAUUAUUGUUGUAGCUGCUGGCUCAGUGUCCGAGAAUGGCCUCUAUUAAAUGACCAUUCCAAAUUCCAAGUAUUUGUGUCAUGUUGUUUGAUGUAUUUUGAUGUAGUUUUAUGCAUUUUGAGGCUAUCAAUAUUUUCAUUUUACAGUUAUUUAUGUCUUAUUGAGCUAAAAGCCUCUAUGAGAGGGACAUUUGGUCUGGGAAAUAUAAUUUUCUGUAUGAGCUCACUUCUAGUUGUGGGCGGUUGCGUACACUCUUAGAAAAAAAAAGUGCUAUCGAGAAUCAAAAAGGGCUGUCCCCAUAGGAUAACCCUUUGAAGAACUCCUUUUGGUUCUAGGUAGAACCCUUUUGGUUCCAGGUAGAAGGGUUCUCCUAUGGGGACAGCCUCAAAACCCUUUUGGAACCCUUUUUUCUAAGAGUGUAGGUAGGUAAUGUUGAAAUGUGUAGCUCAGGGCAGAGUGAGUGGAAUGGGGAGGAGGAAAUUGGGAAAGCAAUGAUCUGCAACGUUAAUAACAUCUCAAUCAUAAACACAAAUAGGUAAUUUAAUCUACGGCAUUUGUUUUAUAAUUGGAUUUUCAUUCUUGGGAGUAAUUUUCAACCCGACUAUGAUUAUGAAUUUAAUUAUAAAUAUUUGUGUGUUGUUGUUGGUGUUUUAAAAACAACAACAACAACACAGUAUAUGUUUAUAUACGAGGGAGGCUGUGUAAUUUCACCGUACUUGACUAACAACCAUGAUUUCCUUGAGCUGUGGUAGGAGGGGAUUGGAGGGGGCAAAGGGAUGUACAGUUUGUUAUAUGGGACAUGCUUAUGUACCAGAGGCCUACAAUGGAAAGCAGAUUGCUGGGUAAUAAUAUCAGGCUUCUAGCUAAUGAAGAUUGUUGAAAUAGCCUGAGGAGCCAGAAAGGGCUAACACAUACAGUACACACCCAUGGCCUUUGCAAUUUGAAGCCCCAUGUACAAGUCAAAAGGGCCAGAGGUAGAUUCGGCAUGGUGGAAUAUGCCACAGUUUUGAAAUGGGUUUUGAAAUGUGUUUUGAAUGAGAACAUCAACACUGGAUGUCAAAUCAAUGUCAGUUUAGACGUGUUUACAGCUAGAUUCUAUUUACUGUAGAUCUCCCAGGCCCCUGUUUAGCCCCUGCUACUGGAGACCUGUGUUAGGAUGUCCCUGCUAGGAAAAAACUAAACUGGGGUUUAAAAAAUGACUAGAAAUGAAACAGGAUAUAUGGGAAAUAUGGAACAUUUGCCUUAUUUUACAUCACUACAACUAUUCAUUGAUAAUUUCUAUGGUAACAGCUGGUUCUUACCAAUAACCAAAUGAUAACCUUUUUAGUGUCACUUGGCUUUAGUGAAUCUCAAAGAAACUAGUGAGUAGUUUGUUACUAUGUAAUUAAUGUAGCUUGUGAUUUCUAAAAAUCGGACUGUAAAAUAAAGCGUAACAGCCAUCAUUUCCAUUUGAACCUGCCUCAUUUCAUUUCUCCUCCAGUUACAUGCCUGCUUGUCCCAGUCAGGAAGACUUGCAGCUUUAGGCUACGUCCCAAAUGGCACCCUAUUCCCUAUAUAGUGCACUAUUAUUUACCAGGACCCAUAGGGCUCU
This is a messenger RNA of Coregonus clupeaformis (lake whitefish), 3964 nucleotides long. Its product is annotated as forkhead box protein L3-like. Gene Ontology annotation, molecular function: RNA polymerase II cis-regulatory region sequence-specific DNA binding; DNA-binding transcription factor activity, RNA polymerase II-specific. Gene Ontology annotation, biological process: regulation of transcription by RNA polymerase II; anatomical structure morphogenesis; cell differentiation. The transcript is spliced from 4 exons. Bases 203 to 991 code for a protein of 262 amino acids. NCBI's taxonomy places the organism in Eukaryota, Metazoa, Chordata, Actinopteri, Salmoniformes, Salmonidae. The record is from RefSeq and is a predicted model, not a curated record.